Anastrepha obliqua is the source of this 3396-nucleotide messenger RNA. RefSeq names its product ubiquitin conjugation factor E4 A (gene Ube4A). Lineage: Eukaryota; Metazoa; Arthropoda; Insecta; Diptera; Tephritidae. Gene Ontology annotation, molecular function: ubiquitin-ubiquitin ligase activity. Gene Ontology annotation, biological process: protein polyubiquitination. Gene Ontology annotation, cellular component: ubiquitin ligase complex; cytoplasm; nucleus. The coding region runs from base 86 to 3112 and encodes 1008 amino acids. The transcript has 4 exons. The record is from RefSeq and is a predicted model, not a curated record.
AAUAAAAAAGUUGUGAUUUUUGCCUGGAAAGAACGAAAAGUGUUUUCCCUUUAGCUUCUCUGUAAAUAUAAUUUUUGCUUUCACCAUGGCAGAGGCUGAGUCAAAUCCCUUCGCCGCAUUAUUAAACGAGUCAGAAAAGGAAAGUGGUUUCAAUCAGGAGCUGCUAGAGCGUAUUCUACUCUUUACAUUGCGUAAAGGUGCAACAUCCAGUGCUUCGAAUGGACGCACACUAAUUUCCAUGGCUGAUACAAUAGUAACCAUGGACGAUGAGUCGACAGUAAAUGAGGAUUUACUUGGCCAUGCUAUCUUUGAGCGGUUGAUGCUCAACAACCCUCAUGAAUAUCUGGUGGCGCCCAGAGGAGGCGUCGCAGAUGAUGAAGCUACUGAAACUCGGGCGAUUUGUUACCUACACCGUGCAUUCAUGGCAUGCGAACAAGCGAAGUCGGAAUUACCUGAACAAAAAGAUGAUUGUGAAAAAAUACGAAAUAUUAUACUCAUUAACGCGAGUACUUGUACACGCCAGCCAGAAUUAUUUUCAAACCAAAAUUUGUCUGCUCAGUGGUUAGAUGUAAUGGAACACUCUCAUUCAAGUGAUGUGACAACGCAAGACUUUUUUGUACAAACAGUGAUAAAAGUAAUUGCUGAAGAUGAUCAAAUUGAAGCGCUGGGAGCUUUAAAAGCGAUAUUUUAUCCAAUGUUGGCUGAAGUACAAAAACAGUUAACUAAUGUUAGCCUCAUAACAAUUAAAAAGAUCACUUUCUGGAUCUUGGGUUUCUUUGUGCGAGACAAGCGUGUGCCUCAGUUAGGAGAAGUGUUCAUCGAUUAUACCACACCCAAUCCGAAUGCCAAAGGUAGUGAGUAUAUGGAUACAUUGCUGGGCCAAUUGCUUUGUCUGUCAAUUAUGCCUAAAAAAUCAAAUGGACCUUAUGAAUUCUUUGGAGAAAUUAGUUUGGAGACUCAGCACUCUGACCCAUCGCUGUGGCAACUUAUGGCCAUACAUCAGGACUCAAUUUUUAAUCUCAUCAAACAAUUAUUAGUUUUAAGCCCAACCACCAAAAAAAAAACUUUACAAUGGAUUUCUAAUUGUUUGCAUGCAAAUACAUCGCGAGGCCAUUUAUGGAGCAAUAUUAACUUACCCUUUGAGCAGGUAGUUAAUCAAAAUGCUAGUGACUCGUUUAUGAUUGGCUUAACAGCUGUGCUGCUGCGGCUUUGUACUCCAUUGUGUGAGCCCACCAUGAAGGUUUUACUUGUAGAUCCAACUUAUUGUGCUGUAGCAGACGAGGAUCGUGCAGUGAAACAAGUGAGCAUGCUGAAAGCCACAGAGGAGACCUGUUUGUUGCCCACUGAGGAGAAUGAAACACGUGUCGUUGGUGAAAAAUUCAAUUUCGUUACGGAAUUGUUCUACAUGACACACAAAGCAUUCGAGCUUGGUUACCGCGCAUGCAUUGAACGCUAUUCUCGCAUGACUCGUGAGUUGCAUAAUUUACAAACUGCCUAUCACGAUGUCGCUCAAAGCGAUCCCAACAAUGAUUUAGCUAAAACUAUGUUGCGUAUGCUUAAAGAACAAAUGCAGCAAUACCUGUGCAUGCGCAAUGGUCUAAUGGAACCCAAAAAUGACACACACAUACUUAAGUUCUUCGAAGCCUCUGCCAUUUGGCUGACAGAAAUCACCUUGGUUACAGAGGAGGAAUUUAAGGCUGCCAUGUCUAAGCUAGACUUUGCGCCGCACUCAUGCAAGCAACGUCCCAUACCCGACAAAUGUGAAUUCGUACCGCCAUAUUUGAAGUCAGUACCAGAGAAUGUUAUCGACAAUAUAGUUGCGUAUUUAAGUUUUAGCCGACAUUUCCCGCCCGGUCAAUUCAUCGAGCUUUAUCAUUCAUCACAUGAUGCUCUAUUUAAGAUGAUAGUUUUAUUUAUGGGUAGCGCAGAGCUUGUUAAAAAUCCACAUCUACGUGCCAAAUUAGCUGAGGCGCUGGAGUUUCUGUUGCCCAAACAAAUUUCUGGAAGUAUGCGUAGUUCAUUUAUAACACAUGUGUUCGACAAUAAUGUGGAUCGUUUGAAGGUGGUGCGCAGUUUGUUGAAUGUUUUUGUAAGCAUCGAAAUGACCGGUCAAUCGGUGCAAUUCGAACAAAAAUUCAAUUAUCGUCGUCCCAUGUAUGCUAUUAUGGAGUACUUAUGGACCAAAGAGGAACACAUACAAUGUUUUAAGACAUUAGCUUUAGAAGCAGAGCAAAAUAUGGAGGCUAUUGAACCGCCACUAUUUCUCAGAUUCAUUAAUUUGCUAAUUAAUGAUGCUAUAUUCUUGUUAGACGAAUCACUUUCAAAUUUGGAGCAAAUACGGCAACUACAAGAGGCGCAAGGUCGUGGAGAUUGGGAUGCACUCUCACAAAACGACCGCCAACAGCAGUUGUCUAGUCUACAUCACUUAGGCAUGAUGGCGCGGAUUGACAAUAUACUCGGUCGCGAUACCAUUAACAUACUAAAGCUGCUUACAACGGAAAUCAAAAGCAUUUUUUGCCACAAUAGCAUGGUCGAUCGUAUUGCCGCCAUGUUGAACUAUUUCCUUUUGAAUUUGGUUGGUCCGCAAAAGGAGCGUUUCAAGGUAAAGGAUAAGAAGGAAUUUGAAUUUGAUCCAGCGCAAACGGUGUUAGAAAUCUGUCGUAUCUACAUCAAUCUUAGUAGCAGCGAUCAAUUUUGUUUAGCCGUUUCGCAAGAUGGCCGCUCAUACAGCUCCCAGUUAUUCACCUAUGCUGAAAAUAUACUCAUACGUAUUGGCGGCGGGCAACUGAUUGGCGAAAUAACUGACUUUGCGGCCAAAGUACAACGUAUGGAAGUACAGUACCGUGAAGAGCAAGAAUUCUUGGCUGAUGCACCGGAUGAAUAUCUGGAUCCAAUUAUGUUGACGUUAAUGAACGAUCCGGUAAUACUGCCCAGUUCAAAAGUGACAGUGGAUAGAUCGACAAUCGCACGUCACCUGCUCAGUGAUCAAACUGAUCCUUUCAAUCGCGCUCCCCUCACAAUGGACAAGGUGCUACCAAAUAAUGAACUAAAGCAGGAGAUCGAGAAAUGGAUAGCAGAAAAACGCAGCGGUGCACGCGUGUCGAAAAGUUGAAGAUGUGCGCAGCGUAUAAAAUAGCCAAAGACGUUAGUAUUUGUAAGAGGCGCAAUAAAAUCUAUUGGUAUGUUUACUGCUGGAAAAGUAGCUGUAUCUGCGAUAUGACGAUACAAGAAAUAAAUAUUUAUGUAUAUAUUCUAUAUAUACAAACGAUAAAUUAGUGAGACCUGACAAUUUUGUCGUACCAAAAGCUUCACAUUCCACUGGAAAAAGUUUUUUGUUAAUUAAAAUUUUAAUUGAAAGUAUGAAAAAUAAAAUAAAUAUAUUUUAAAGGUUAUAAA